This is a messenger RNA of Priceomyces carsonii, 1644 nucleotides long. RefSeq lists its product as uncharacterized. Gene Ontology annotation, molecular function: transmembrane transporter activity. Gene Ontology annotation, cellular component: plasma membrane. The transcript has a single exon. The record is from RefSeq and is a predicted model, not a curated record. Bases 1 to 1644 code for a protein of 547 amino acids. Gene Ontology annotation, biological process: transmembrane transport. NCBI's taxonomy places the organism in Eukaryota, Fungi, Ascomycota, Pichiomycetes, Serinales, Debaryomycetaceae.
AUGACUUUUAAUGUUGACGAGGUUCCUGGAACCACGAAGUUAGUUGAAAUGGAUCCUCUAGCUCUUGAGAUGCAUGGAUCCAAAAAUAAACGAGACGAUGUUAUUUUAGUUCCGACACCAUCAGAUGACCCGAAUGAUCCAUUAAACUGGUCAAGAAAAAGAAAGUAUAUGCACAUGUUUUGCCUUGUUGUUUAUGUGUUUAGUGUUGGGAUACCGACAACAUCUAUUUAUUCUGUCCUUCCAGCAAUUGUUGAUGCCACCGAAAUGCUGUUGGAUACUUUAAAUGAUGGAACGGGAUACAUGUUCUUAUUCCUCGGAAUAGGUUGUAUGAUUUUUCUUCCUUUAUCCUUGCAGUUUGGUAAACGUCCAGUUUAUUUAUUUUCACUGUUGGCUUGUUGCCUAAUUAGUAUAUGGCAACCAUAUGCAACGACAAGCGGAACUUGGAUAGGAAGCAAAAUUUUACAAGGCUUUGUUGCUGCUGCCGUGGAGGCGUUACCAGAGGUAUCUAUAUCAGAUGUUUUCUUUGAACAUGAACGAGCAACAUGGAUGGGAGUUUACGCGAUAUCAGUAUUUGGUUCUAACUAUUUGGCUCCUUUAGUAGCUGGUUUUAUCGAAACAGGGAUGGGAUGGAAAUGGGUUAUUUACUUCAGCUGUAUUUGGAAUGCAGUUGCUUUUGUAUUUAUUCUUGUAUUCAUGGAAGAAAGCGGCUAUAGUAGAGCUCCUAUUAAAGCUAUUGAAAAAAUUAAGUCUAUCGAAGAGAAAAAUCCACAAACCAUAAAUGUUAACCAGGUCAUUGACCUCGAGAAAACUAAUUCUAACAUUUCCCCAAUCUUGAGUACCGAAGAACACAUUAAUAAAGAGAUACCGGAAAAAACUUUCGUAGAAAAGUUAAGUUUUCGAAGCCCAUCAAAAAAGUUUCUUCUUUUUCAUUACCUAUUUGGACCUUUCCAAAUGUGUAUGUUUCCAGUGGUCUUAUGGUCAGGGUUCUUGUAUGGCUCGGCUCUUAUUUGGUAUUCGGUUAUGAAUGCAACCCUUUCUUUGGUUCUCACUAGCAGUCCAUACAACUUCUCGAGUAACAUGACUGGAGUGGUUUAUGUUUCACCUUUGAUCUUCGCUAUAAUAUUCUAUUCAUAUGCAGGUUGGAUCUUGGAUUACUUAAAGAUAAGACUUGCAAGAAGAAGAAAUGGAUUAUCCUUAGCAGAAGAUCGUUUGUGGUCCCUAAUAUUAUACAUGAUCUUGGGGCCAGCAUCUUUGAUUCUUUGGGGAGUAGGUGCUGCACAUGAAGUUCAUUGGUUUGGACUAGUGAUUGGAGCUGGUUUAAUGGGUGGCUUAGCACCAAUUGGUUGCAGUGUCAGCGUGACGUACGUGGUUGAUACUUACCAUGAAAUGUCCUGUGAAUGUAUGGUCGUAGUUAUAAUGAUUAGAAAUUUAAUGGGCUUUGCAAUCAAUUAUGGGAUUUCCCCAUGGGUAACAAACAUGGGAUAUCAGAAUUGUUUUAUAACAGCAGCCUUUGUUUGCUUGGCUUGUUUCUCCACUUCACUUUUGAUGAUUGCUACUGGUCCAUAUUGGAGGAAAAAGUCAAAGAAUCUUUACUGGAAUUUGGUAACAAAAAAACACUUAAGAGAAGGCAUCACAAAUAUUUAG